Messenger RNA from Camellia sinensis, 1864 nucleotides. Its product is annotated as acetyl-CoA acetyltransferase 2. Gene Ontology annotation, biological process: fatty acid beta-oxidation. Gene Ontology annotation, molecular function: acetyl-CoA C-acetyltransferase activity. Gene Ontology annotation, cellular component: mitochondrion. NCBI's taxonomy places the organism in Eukaryota, Viridiplantae, Streptophyta, Magnoliopsida, Ericales, Theaceae. The record is from RefSeq and is a predicted model, not a curated record.
CAAAUCGUCUGUAAAUUUACAAAAAAAAAAAAAAAAAAACUCUGCUCUCUCUGUCUCUCUCUCUCUCUCUCUCUCUCUCUCUCUCUGCGUCUUUGUGCUUUCUCUUCUUCACUCUGAAUCAGAGUGAAACAGAGUUGUUACCGGUUAGAGCUUUGCCAAAUUUGUCUGAAAGAAGAUUACCAUGAGUUCAUCAACAGAGAGAUAUUCAGAUUCGAUAAACCCUCGAGAUGUUUGCAUUGUUGGAGUUGCACGGACGCCAAUGGCUGGCUUCCUUGGUUCCCUUUCAUCUUUAUCGGCUACCCAGCUUGGUUCUAUAGCUAUUGCAAGUGCUCUUAAAAGGGCAAAUGUUGAUCCAUCUAUGGUGGAAGAGGUUUUCUUCGGAAAUGUGCUCAGUGCAAAUUUAGGUCAAGCUCCUGCUAGACAGGCUGCCUUAGGGGCAGGUCUACCUAAUACAGUGAUUUGUACUACCAUCAACAAAGUCUGUUCAUCGGGAAUGAAAGCAACAAUGCUUGCAGCACAGACUAUUGAAUUGGGAGUCAAUGAUAUUGUUGUGGCUGGUGGCAUGGAAAGCAUGUCUAAUGCUCCUAAAUAUCUAGCUGAAGCAAGAAAGGGAUCUCGGCUUGGACAUGAUACUAUCAUUGAUGGCAUGCUGAAAGAUGGGCUAUGGGAUGUUUACAAUGAUUUUGGAAUGGGAGUAUGUGCAGAGUUAUGCGCUGAUAAAUAUACCAUUACAAGAGAAGAGCAGGAUGCUUAUGCUAUUCAAAGCUUUCAUCGUGGAAUUGCUGCACAAAGAAGUGGUGCCUUUGCAUGGGAAAUAGUUCCAGUUACUUUAUCUGGGGGAAGGGGGAAAGCAGCUACAAUUGUUGAUAGAGAUGAAAGUUUAGGAAAGUUUGAUGCUGAGAAACUAAGGAAGCUUCGACCAAGUUUCAAGGAGAAAGGAGGUUCUGUUACAGCUGGCAAUGCUUCUAUCAUAAGUGAUGGGGCAGCUGCAUUUGUGUUAGUGAGUGGUAAAAAAGCACUUGAACAUGGAUUACAAGUGAUUGCGAAGAUCAGAGGGUUUGCUGAUGCUGCUCAGGCACCUGAAUGGUUUACAACUGCUCCAGCACUUGCAAUACCAAAAGCUAUUUCAAAUGCUGGUUUGAAGGCAUCCCAAAUCGACUACUAUGAAAUAAAUGAAGCAUUUUCUGUUGUGGCUCUUGCCAAUCAAAGGUUACUUGGUCUUAGUCCUCAAAAGUUGAAUGUGCAUGGUGGAGCUGUAUCUUUGGGACAUCCACUUGGUUGCAGUGGUGCUCGUAUCUUGGUCACAUUGUUAGGGGUCCUGAGACAUAAGAAUGGGAAGUUUGGGGUUGCUGGAAUCUGCAAUGGGGGAGGAGGAGCUUCUGCUCUUGUUCUAGAGCUCACGUCAAAUGUGAAGGUGCCCCGUUCCAUGUUAUGAAAGUGACACUCUUCUGUUAUGUUGGCUUACCUGCUAGCUGUCGUCCUCUGUAUUCUGUGAAGUACUAUUUUCACAGCAGUAUCUAAUUUCCAUAUGUCCAAGUAGAUGAGAUUUCUCCUUGAUGCACAUCUCUAGAAUGAUUUACAGGGACUGCAAGUUCAUUAUAGAAAGAGAGAAUAUAAUCUAAACAUAUGAUUUGCACGACCUAGAUUGCAGUUGCCAUAAAUGACUUGGAAGAACGUAACUUAUUCAAUCAGUUUUUUCUGCCCAUUCUAUUCCAUGGUCUCUCAGGUACAUAUAAAUUUCUUGCACCUGAUAUUUCCCUAUUCCAAGGUGUUAUUCCGGCAUAAAAUUGUAUUGCUAAUAGUAUGCUUGAGGGCAGAAUAAUUAAAUAUAUAGUGUAUGAUGCGUUAAGACUUGAUUUCUAAA